AUGGCGCCGCAAAACCCUAAUUCUCAGAGCCACCCUGCUCCAAUUCUUAAUUUCGUGAACCGUUCUUAUUACCAAAACACUCUAGUACCAAAUCCAGUCACAAUGCGGACCCACCACCAGGCUGAUUUUUGGCAUCCUUUAAACAUGAACACAAACGCAAAUUUUCUUAUUGGUCAGACGCCUUCGCGUCAGUAUGGUGAUCAGUUUACUGGUUUUGACAAUGGUUUGUAUGGCCAAGGCCAAGGACAAAGCCAAUCCACUGCUUCUCGUCAGUAUUUGUACGGCCAAUCUUCUUCUCUGGAUCAUCAGUUCCUUAGUAAUAAUAACACUAAUAAUAGUAGCUUAUUCGUGGAUACUCCGUUUCCUAUUAACAAUGGUUAUUCAUCUGUGUCUUCUCCUUUCCAAUCUCAAAUAUUUAACGAUCUGGAGAGUCGAAUGAGAGGGCUGAGAAUUGAUUCUACAGUCAGAGGACAAACGGCUGCUUAUAAUCCAAGACAUUACCAGGAUCUAAAUCUCUUCAAUUCGUCUGCAUUGACUUCCGGUUCCCGUUUUAACAAUUUCUUCCAUCGUGAGAGUCAAUUUAGCGAUGAUUUCAGAAGCGAAUAUUUAGCCAAGCCUAGUUCAACUCGCCAUAGAUCAAUCAGAGCUGAUCUCUUGAGGCCUGGAAGAUCCAUUAACGAGUCAGCAAUCGACUUGCCGUCUUCAUCAUCUUUCGGCAGGGCCAGGACGGCGAGACAACACUCGAGUAACACUUCUUUGGAGGUGCUACGCGGCCGUGUGUGCUCGGUAGCUAAAGAUCAAAAGGAGUGCCGUUUUUUGCAGAAGAAAAUCGAAGAGAGAAAUCCGAUAGACAUCGAAAUCAUCCUUAUGGAAGUGAAAGAUAAUUUGCCUGAGUUAAUGGUGCACCAAUUCGCUAAUUAUCUUAUUCAGAAACUGAUUGGAGUAUUGAAUGAACAGCAAUUGACCCAGCUCAUUCGUGCGGUUGUCAGUUCUGAACAAAAGCUUUUCAGGGUUUGCGAUGAUGUGCAUGGGACUCGGGUUAUGCAGAAAUUGUUGGACCCUAGCGAAAUCCCACAAAUGCAAGCCUUAACAGUGGAGCAACUGUCUAUUCUUUUAUCAGCUCUGAAAAAAAUUGCCGUCAAUUUGUGCAAGAGUUCCAAUGGGCAACAUGUGAUUGAACGAUGCUUCCAAAAGUUUUCCAAUGAAUAUACUAAGGAGCUAGUGGAAGAAAUAGUAGAAAGUUGCGUGGAUUUAGCAACAGAGAAAAGCGGAUGUUGCAUAUUGCAACACUGCAUCCUUCAUGCAAAGGAAGAGCACAAGGGACGCCUCAUAUCUGAAAUUGCCACAAAUUCACUUGCUCUAUCAGAUCAUCCUUAUGGGAAUUACGUUGUGCAGUAUAUUCUACAAAUGGACAUACCUCAAGUUACCGCAAACAUUCUUUCGCAGCUUGCUGGGAAUUACUUCUCUCUUUCCCUCAGCAAGUAUGCGAGCAAUGUGGUGGAGAAGUGUUUGAAUUUUGCAACAGAAGAACAACUGACUGCCAUUGUAAGCGAGAUUGUUCACCAUCCAGACAUUUUGGUUCUUAUGUUAAACAAUUUCGGAAACUUUGUGAUUCAGAAAGUCUGGGAGCAUUGUAAGGGACGGCCACUUGGGCAGACUCUUUAUCAUCAUGUUCAAGUCAAUUUUCCAUUCCUACAAAGCCACAUGUACGGGAAAAAGGUACUGGAAGGAAUCAUGGGAAACAGGAGACGCCAAUUGUAG
Messenger RNA from Mangifera indica (mango), 1761 nucleotides. RefSeq names its product pumilio homolog 12-like. Bases 1 to 1761 code for a protein of 586 amino acids. The transcript is spliced from 5 exons. Gene Ontology annotation, biological process: post-transcriptional regulation of gene expression. Gene Ontology annotation, molecular function: mRNA binding. Gene Ontology annotation, cellular component: cytoplasm. The record is from RefSeq and is a predicted model, not a curated record. NCBI's taxonomy places the organism in Eukaryota, Viridiplantae, Streptophyta, Magnoliopsida, Sapindales, Anacardiaceae.